Messenger RNA from Beauveria bassiana ARSEF 2860, 273 nucleotides. RefSeq names its product ribosomal protein L30. The transcript has a single exon. Bases 1 to 273 code for a protein of 90 amino acids. NCBI's taxonomy places the organism in Eukaryota, Fungi, Ascomycota, Sordariomycetes, Hypocreales, Cordycipitaceae. The record is from RefSeq and is a predicted model, not a curated record. Gene Ontology annotation, molecular function: structural constituent of ribosome. Gene Ontology annotation, cellular component: large ribosomal subunit; mitochondrion. Gene Ontology annotation, biological process: translation.
AUGUCCUACUUUCGCGUCACGCUGCAAAGAAGCGCCAUUGGACUUCCGGAGCGCACGCGCGGCGUGCUCGCGGCGCUGGGCCUGCGACGGCGCACGCAGACCGUGUUCCAUCCGGCGGAGCCGCAGUUUGCGGGCAUGAUCUUCAAGGUCAAAGAGCUGGUGCGCGUGGCCGAGGUGGGCGAGCCGCUGAGCAAGAGGCAGGUGAGGGCGGAGCGCACGCCGGACGCGGGGUUCUACGUGGAGAGCAGGGCGGCGGAGCGUCGGCCGCAAUAA